AUGAUGCGCCUUCCGCAGUCAGUGGCUCUUUUUUCAAUUGUGAUUGUACUGAUAAUUUCUGCCUCCGUUGGGGGCAUUCGAGUACUUCCAUCAGCUGCAAGAUCUGCUGCGGGUGAUGUUGUCUCUUCAAUUCUGCAAGAUCGACAGCAGCAGCAGAACCACGAAAGCAACAGUGACAGACAUCGAGAAUUGCCUUCAGUUGACGUUCCUUUUCCAUCGUCUGCUGAUGAUCAUGCAGUCAAGUCGUUGCCACUGUUGUCAGAGGGCACUUUGACCACAAAACACUGGGCUGGGCUGCUGCCGGCAUCGGCUGGGGGAGAUAAAUACUUCUUCUAUUGGUUGUUUGCUCCCGAUACAUCCCAGCAUUCGGAUCUGUCAGAUAGUGACAUUCCGCUGGUUAUUUGGCUCAAUGGAGGCCCUGGCUGCUCAUCAAUGGAUGGCUUAUUCCUGGAAAAUGGUCCUUUGCGAUUCGAGCGGAAAGAUGGCAGUGGCAAUUAUCAGCUUGUUGCUGCACAGCACAGCUGGCACAAAACUCCUGCCUACAUGCUGUACAUUGACCAGCCUGUGGGGACUGGCCUCAGUUUUACUACUUCACGCAAGUACCCAAAAAAUGACAAAGAGGUCGACACUGAUUUUUACUACUUUUUGCAAUCAUUCCUGAAGGCACACAGUGAUAAGUUCGUAACAUCACAAAGAUUAAACCGGCCCUUCUACUUCUCGGGCGAAUCCCACGCUGGGCAUUACAUUCCCUCCAUGAUGGCAUUCAUCUUGAAUCAGAACAAGCAGCUGGGUUCAGAUGGAAUCUAUGUGCCUCUUUCUGGGGCGGCCAUUGGUAAUGGAUGGGUAGACCCCUUUCACCAAUACGCUGCAGCUGAAGCGGCCUAUGGCCAUGGAAUCAUUGACCGGGCUCAAAAGGCAGCUUUGGCAGACAAAGAGAAACAAUGCCAAGAUGGUCUCAACCAGAAACGAUACACAAGCGCAAAAUGCUUCGAUUUGCUUGAUGAUAUUGUGAAACAGUCAUAUGGUUCGAAAAGCAACUUCAAAGUCAGUCAGUAUGAUGUUCGCCAAGUGGAAUCUAGACGAGGAUCAAGAAACUUCCCUCCAGGCCACAAAACCGUUGAAACUUAUUUGGGUGGCAGAGGUAGUGCAGCAGGAAUGACCACAGCGACAAUGAACGAUGCACUGCAAGCCAUUCAUGCCUCUGAAUCUCGAUCAGCAGGCCAAAUGUACCAGGAAUGCACCAACCCACCAUAUGAUGCACUUAGCCAUCAAGAUGGUUUGGGUGUUGUCAAGGAGGUUGUCCAGGUUUUGGAACAUGAGCCAGCAAAAGGUGAAAGUGAUAUCAGGCUGCUAUUUUUCAAUGGUGUAACAGACUUGAUUUGUAAUCAUGUGGGCAAUGAGAUCGCCUUGGAACGGCUUAAUUGGAAACACCAAUCUGACUGGACAAAGGCGACACGAACAGCUUGGAAAUCUAAGUCACAGGCGGGGGACAAAAUUUCAGGAUACAUCAAGGAAUUCAACAAUCUGCUAUAUCUAAAAGUUAUGGAUUCUGGCCACAUGGUCCCAAUGGAUGUGCCUGAAGUGGCAUUGGAUAUGAUGCGAUUGUUUCUUUAUGGUGGCCAGGGAGCCUUUCAGUACAGUCCCCAAAACUUGGACAGGUUGGCGAAUACUGACAGACAAUGUCCUUCUUGCCCGGUCUGUGCAGCAAACAUCACAAAUAUUGAGAUUGAUGCUCGGAGUGGUGCUGAAACAGGUGGUGGCAAUGAUGACAAGUCUGCUGCGGACAAUAUAAACCUAUUGGUUGGACUGGGGUUUGGAGCAGUGGUCAUUGUUGUCGCUAUUGGCCUGCACCGUCGAUCAAAGUAUGGAAAUCACAGCAAUGUUUCCACCUAUGAUCUGGAAAUGAGGGGAGGCACCUACUUUGAUGACCCAGACACUAAUGGUGACAAAACGGCGUCGAACUUUGGUGAAAGAUAA
Molecule: messenger RNA, 1977 nt
Organism: Seminavis robusta
Lineage: Eukaryota; Bacillariophyta; Bacillariophyceae; Naviculales; Naviculaceae
Source: the annotation of a GenBank genome assembly